This is a messenger RNA of Laccaria bicolor S238N-H82, 1098 nucleotides long. RefSeq lists its product as uncharacterized. The transcript is spliced from 7 exons. Gene Ontology annotation, biological process: mismatch repair. Gene Ontology annotation, cellular component: MutLalpha complex. Bases 1 to 1098 code for a protein of 365 amino acids. Gene Ontology annotation, molecular function: ATP binding; mismatched DNA binding; ATP-dependent DNA damage sensor activity. NCBI's taxonomy places the organism in Eukaryota, Fungi, Basidiomycota, Agaricomycetes, Agaricales, Hydnangiaceae. The record is from RefSeq and is a predicted model, not a curated record.
AUGACUGAAAAAUCCUCAAGCAUCAAGGCCAUUGAUCGAACUUCCAUCCAUCGUAUCACAUCGGGCCAAGUUGUCAUAGACUUGCAAACUGCGGUGAAAGAGCUCGUCGAAAAUAGCAUUGACGCAGGCGCAACGAGCGUUGAGGUUCGAUUCAAACAGUAUGGUCUGAAGUCCGUUGAAGUUAUAGACAAUGGGUCUGGAAUCCCAGAGGAGGAUUAUGAUAGCGUUGCCCUCAAGCAUCACACCUCAAAGCUCGAGACUUUCGAAGACCUCAGCAUAGUGCGCACUUUUGGGUUUCGUGGCGAGGCACUGUCCUCUUUAUGCGCACUAUGCGAACAAUUGACCGUGGCGACUGCGACCAAAGAGACGGUUCCGAUGGGCGUGUCUCUGGAGAUGGGCUCUAAUGGGCAUGUCAAGAGCAGGAGUACUGUUGCCAAACCGAAAGGUACUACAGUGACGAUCAAUUCUCUUUUCUCCCCACUCCCCGUUCGCAGGAAGGAGUUUGAGAGAAAUUCCAAGCGUGAGUUUGGAAAGGCCCUCGCGCUGCUGCAUGCGUAUGCUUUGGGUCCGUGUUCCGCCGGGCCAGGUGUGCGUUUGACUGUCAGCAACCAGCUGGACAAAGGGUUCAAAUCUGUGCAGAUCCGCACCAAUGGAACACCAUCUACUCGCGCGUCCGUGACCGCACUUUGGGGUCCCAAGGCAUUGGACAACAUUGUCGAUCUCAACCUUGCAUUCUCUGUGGACCGAGAGAAGCACACCUUGAGAGGACAGAGCCAAGCUACAGAGACAGUUUUUGUGGAAGUUAAAGGUCUCUUAUCUAAGUUUGCUGUCGGCUGUGGACGACCAGGGACAGACAGACAGUUUCUCUACGUCAAUGGACGACCCUGCAACCUUUCCAAGGUCCAGAAAGCCUUCAACGAAGUGUACCGCACCUUUAAUGCGAAUCAAGUGCCUUUCAUCCUAGCAGAUUUUAUUCUCCCAACCGAAUCGUGCGAUAUCAAUCUGAGCCCCGACAAGAGGACCAUAUUUCUGCAUAACGAGGGCAAUUUGAUUUCGGCCUUGAAGGUCAGUUUUGGAAUCGUUUUACCAACGAAGUGA